AUGCUCUGCGCUGGCAGCAAGAUAGCAGUAGGUGUGUUUGGCGAGGCCCCCGAGGACCUGCCAUGCUCGUACGACGACUAUGGCAACCUCGUGCCCAACGUGCUGCUGCAGCUGCAGGCGCUGCUCAUCCACAAGGGCGGGCUGCAGACGGAGGGCAUAUUCAAGGUGGGAGUGGACGCAAGCAGGGAGGAGGCCGCCAAGGCAGCUGUGAAUGCGGGGCAGAUCCCACCUUCCACCGAUGUGCACUGCUUAGCAGCGCUUAUCAAGGUGAGGGGAGGCUCUUAUCAAGGUGAGGGGCAGCGCUUAUCAAAGUGGCAUGGCAUGUGUCGUGUGCAGUUACAGCAGCAAGUGUGUCGCUUAGUGGCAGGGAGUGAGAGCAGCAGUCAGGGCGUGGCAGGUGCUGUGCUGCUGCCAUCACACCCACCACCACCACCAUGCAAUGCCUGCCCGCCUGCCUGCUCUCUUCAUCGCCCUCCCCUCUUCCCUCUCUAUCUCCUCUUCUCCCUCCCCGUCUCCUCUUCUUCUCUCUUCCCCCCCUCCCACUCCUCCCCUCCUUUCCCCUCUUCCCUCCCCUCUCCUCCCCCCUCCGCCCUCCACCCCCCAGGCGUGGUUCCGAGAGCUCCCAGACAGUCUAUUGGACGCGCUGCCACUCUCCCUGCUCGCCUCGGCAGCGGACCCGCACAGCGAGGAGGAGGGCGGCGGCGGCAUGGGCGACGUGCUGGCAGGGGAGGGCCACCUCUUUUCAUCGCCCUCCUCUCCCUCCUCAUCUCCUCCCUUCCUUCUCCCCCAUUCACCUACUCUCCUCUCCCCUCCUCUCCCUUCCUUCUUCCUCCGCCCUCCACCCCCCAGGCGUGGUUCCGAGAGCUCCCAGACGGUCUAUUGGACGCCCUCCCUCUCCCCCUGCUCGCCUCGGCAGCGGACCCACACAGCGAGGAGGGCAGCGGCGGUGGUGGCAUGGCGGACGUGCUGGGAGUGCUGCCGCCCGCCUGCAGCUGCCUGCUGGACUGGCUGCUCAACCUGCUGGUGGAUGUGGUGGAGUGCCAGCACCGCAACCACAUGGGCGCUAGGGCACUGGCACUGGUGUUCGCGCCAAAUCUAGUGCAGGUGGGUGACCCAGCCGCCAGUCUCAAGCGAGCCAUGCUCCUAAUGGACCUCUUAGAAGCCCUCAUUGCGCGCAAGCACCGCCACCGCCAGCUGUUCGCGCACCACUGGCCGGGCGGGGGCGGCCGCGGGGGCGCGUCAGUGCUGUCAGCGUCGGCGUCAGUGAUGGACGAAUCAGAGGACUGGGAGGACACGGAUUUGGAUUCGUCCCUUAACUUCUCGCUGCUCUCAGGGGCGCAUGGGGGUUUGGGGGGGUUGGGGGGACUGGGGGGGUUUGGAGGCGCAGCGGGAGUGGAGAGGUCGUUUGGAGCGGGUUCGGUUCGGAGCGGUGCAGGUGGUGGCGGUAGUGGUGGUGGUGGUGGUGGUGGUGGAGUGCGGUCGGGGUAUUCGUCACCCUCCCCUGCCACGUGGAGGGGCGGGUUUGCUCUGAGGGCAGGGCGGUCGUGGGCUGUGGGUAGUGAUGGGGGGGAGGGGCUGGGUUCGAUCUCUGAGCUGUGCCCUUUAGAGGAUGGGGAGGAGGAUGGUGAGGGGGAUGGGGAGAGGGAUGGGGAGGGUGGUCGGAUGGAAGGAUGGUUAAGGAGCGAGGGUGUGGAGGGAAGAAAGUUGCUGGUUGGGACGAGAAAGAGUGGGGAUGGGAUGGGGCGGAAUGGGGGAAGAGGGGACGGAGGGGUGGAGGGAGUGGAGCGAUUGACCGAGGCGGCAGGGGAGGGGCGUGGGGGGGAUGGGCAUCGAGGAGAGGCGGGCAGUCGCUUGGCAGAGUGGCUGAGGAAUAUUGAUGAGGCUGUGGGGGAGGGGGAGGGGGACGGAGCAUUGGAGGAGGGGAAAAGGGACGAAGCAUUGGGAGAUGGGGAAGGGGGUGAAGCGGAGGGGGAAGGGGGAGAGGAAGAACCAGAGGGGGAAGGAGAAGAGGACGAAGCUGAGGGGGAAGGGGAAGGUGACGACGAAGCGGAGGGGGAGGGGGAAGGGGAAGUAGCAGUUGAGGUAGAACUAGACGAAGCAGAAGCAGGGGAGGAGGACGAGGACUUGGAAACUGCAGGGAUAGGCAUGGAUGAGUGUGUGGAGGAGGAAGAGGCAGAGGCAGCAGCAGAAGCAGCAGAGUUACCAACACUCGCAUGUGAUUUGCAGUGCGGAACAGAAGCUGCGUUGCCCCUGCCAAAGGGGGCAGAUGCAUAUAGUCACGCUGAUGGUGAUGGUGGUGAUGGUGGUGAUGGUGGUGAUGGUGGUGAUGCUGACGAUGGCACUGAUUGUGGAGAGGAGAAGCUGGACAACGAUGAGGAUGAGGAUGGCUAUGAGGGCAGUGGUUGCAGUGAUGAUGUGAGUAGUGUAGGCGCUGAUGAUCACGCCACUGUGUGGCCCCCAGGCGAGGGUGAGAGCAGCAGUGCAGUGGCGGCAGCGGGUGGGGGCACGGGGUUAGUGGCAGGUGGUAGUGGGGCGAGCAAGGUAGGGAAGGUAAAGAAGAGUGCAAGGAAGGCUGUGGCGGAGAUAGAAGAGAUAGAGGAGAUCGAGGUGGUGGAGGAGGGAGGGAUGAAGAAACAGGGGAAACCCAAGCGUGCCACUGCCGCGGCCACCGGUGCCGCUGCUGCUGCUGCUGCUGCUGCCGCUGCUGCGGGUGCUUCAAAGCCUCGCAAUCGUCGUGAGGCAGCAGCAGCAGUUAGUGGUGGUGGUGAUGCCACUGGCAGCACUGCUGCCCACAGGGAGGUGGCAUCCGGGCAGGGCGUGUCUGAGAGGAGCGGCAGGGAGGCAGCGGGGGGGAAGGGGAAGGGGAGGGUUGGCGAGACGGGCGUGAGUGGUGGUAGUGGUGGCGGCACAGGCAGCGCCGUGAGGCUGUCUGGAGGAGGGGCGGAGGGGCGAGCAGCGAGAGGAGGUGCAAAAGCAGCAGGGAGGGAGGCGGCCAUGAGGGAGGCGUUGGGGAGGGAGCUGGCGUGGAUGCAGCGAGUGAGGGAGAUGCAGGGCGGGGAGUGGGGCGAGCGAUGGCAGCGGUGGUUGCAGGAGAGCGAGGAGAGUAGGAGCGAAGGGGGGAGCAGGAGGUGGGGUGCAAGGGAGGGCGUGCAUGUGUUUGGGGAUGGGACUGCCGUGCGGGAGAGGAUUAGCGAGUGGGAGAGGGCUCUUGCUCUUGCCCGCGCUGCUGUUGAUGCGGAAGGGAGGGCAGUGGGGGAGGCAGCAGGGGGAGGGGAAGCGGGAUGGGGAGAGGGAGGAAGGGGGGAAGUGGGGAUUGGUGGGAGGAGGGGAGGGAGUGGACAUGGGAAGCGGCACGAAGGGAGACAGGUUGGGGAGGAGAAGGGUGGAGAUGAAAGGGGUGGAGGUGAGAAGGGUGGGGAUGAGAGGGGAGGGGGUGAGAAGGGGGGGCAGCAGGGGGAGCAAGAGGAGAGCAAGCAGGCACGGGAGCACGGCUCUAAGAUGCAUGGCUCUAAGGUGCACCACCAGGAGCAGAGCAGCGGUGCAGCACCUGACAGUUUGCUCCUUGCCCAACCCCCACCUGGCCGUUCACCUGAGAAUCAGUGUGUGCCGCCCAGUGUGCCGGCUUCAGGUGGUGGGAAGGCGAAGGGGACAAAAGGGGUUAAGGGAACAGGCAAAGACAAAGCAGGUUUGGCAGAGAAGCAAGGGGAAGUGGGUGGAGAAGAGGCGAGUGGAGCAGUGGAGGGGAGUGGGGCCAAGGGAGAGAAGGGGAGGAAGGGGGGAAAGAAGGCAGUGGCAGCAGCAGUGGUGGCGGAGAUGAGGAGGAGGAAGGGCGGAUGGGGGGCACAGAACGAGGGGGAGGGUGAGGGAGAGGCAGAGGGCGAGGAAAAAGCAGCUGCUAGCGAAGCAGUGGCAGGGGGGACGGCAGCGGUGGGUGCAGCAGGGGAGGAGCAGGUGGAAGGGAGGCCACAGGCAACUGCUGGGCAACCGAGUGAGACGCAUGAGCAGCAGAGGGAGCAGAGUGAGCAAAUGGAGCAGUUGCAUUGUGAGGCUCCAGAGGCAGUUGAGCAGGUGAGGAGCAUGGUUGGUGUAGGCGACAAUGGGGAGGCCAGCAGCAGAGGCAGGCGGGCAGGGGAGGGCGAUGCAGGUGGUGGUGCAGUGCGCUCUCGGUGUCCUCCCCAAGCCAUCCCUCCCCAAGCCAUCCCUCCCCAAGCCAUCCCUCCCCAAGCCAUCCCUCCCCAAGCCAUCCCUCCCCAAGCCAUCCCUCCCCAAGCCAUCCCUCCCUGCCACUGCCCUCCUCCUCCCCCCUGCAUCCUUCCAACUCGAGUCUUGCUUCUCCAAGACAGCCCUAUACCUCAUCCCCAACCUCCCCCUCUCGCCCCUCCCUUCGGAAGCAGCACUCCUUCCCUCCUUCCUCCACUGCUCACGCACGCCCGUCCUCGCCUCUCCCCCCUCCACUUCCCGCUCCUCAGCCCCCAAGUUCCCACCGUCCCGUUUGCCAUCCCACCCUCUCCUCUCCUCGCCUCACACCCUCUCUUUCUCGAGCCUCUCGCUCCUCGGCGUCCUCCCGCUCUUCUGCCUCUCAUGCUUCCUCAUCCCAUGCCUCCUCCCCUCGCACUUCCACCUCUCAUGCUUCCUCCUCCCAUGCUUCCUCCUCCCAUGCUUCCUCAUCCCAUGCCUCCUCCCCUCGCACUUCCACCUCUCAUGCUUCCUCCUCCCAUGCUUCCUCCUCCCAUGCUUCCUCCUCCCAUGCCUCCUCCCCUCAUGCCUCCUCCUCUCAUGCCUCCUCCUCUCAUGCCUCCUCCUCUCAUGCCUCCUCCUCCCACGCUUCUUCCUCGCAUGCUUCCUCGUCUCAUAUUUCCUCCUCUCGUCCUUCCUCCUCCCCUUCCUCGCCUCCCUCUCGUGCAUCCACCUCUCGCUCCUCCUUGCCCUCCCUCCCAUCCCUUAAUUCCGAUAUCACACAACCGAUGCAACCACCACAGCAGCAGCAGCAUGAGGAUGGGAUAUUUGGGGGCAGGGCAGAGAAGUAGCACAGAGAGCGCUGGUGAGGGAAGCUUUGGUGCGGUUGGAGGUGGUUUGGUAGGAGGUGGUUCGGUGGGAGGUGGUUCGGUGGGAGGUGGUUCGGUGGGAGGUGGUGCGGUGGGAGGUGGUUCGGUAGAAGAUGGAAGAGACACAGAAGGGGCCAGAGUGAGAAGGCGGCCGCUGGAUGAGGAGGAGAGCAGCAGCAGCUGCAGCAGCCGGAACGCGGUGAUCAAGGGGGGAAGGAGAGGGGUGCGAGGGAGUGAGGUGGGGGAGACGGCAAGGCACAGGAGAGGAAACGCCAGGGCAGAUGGGGAUGAGGAGGAGCAGAUGGUUAGAGGCAAGCCAUGGCGCCGAGCUGCUGGCAGGGUGAGGGCUGAUGAGGCUGUGGGGGGGAGAGAAGGGCAGAAUGCAGCUGGAGAAGAGCAGGAGACACAUGGCUAUGGGGCGAAUGAUGGGGUGGAAGAAAAUGGGAGAGGGAAUGAGUUUGUGCCAGUACACUGCUAG
Closterium sp. Yama58-4 is the source of this 5523-nucleotide messenger RNA. Lineage: Eukaryota; Viridiplantae; Streptophyta; Zygnematophyceae; Desmidiales; Closteriaceae. The record is from the annotation of a GenBank genome assembly.